AUGAACGUACGGGCCGUUGUCCGUGCAGCCAGCAUUUUGCAGUCGUUCACGGACAAGCCUUUGCAAUCGCUGGCGGAGAUCGCCGCGGCAACGGGGCUGGACAAAGGCACCACACGACGCAUCCUGGUUACGCUGAUCGGGUGCGGGUUCGUGGUUCAGGACCCCGUGACCCAGCGUUACGGGCUCGGAAGGGUCAUUCGCGUUCUGGCAUCGAACGUCGUCGACCAUUUCGACCUGCGGUCGGUUGCCGUGCCUGUCCUGACCGAGCUGGCGCACGAACUGCACAUGACGAUGUUCCUGUCGGUUUUUCAUGACCGCUCGGCGCUGUGUCUGGACCGAAUCCAUGACAUGACGGGGAUGGAAGUGCGCUGGUGGGCCGUCGGCGGAACCCUGCCCUUCAACAGCGGCGGCGCGCCGAAGCUGUUGCUGGCCUAUCAGACGCCGGAGACCAUCGACGCCAUACUCGCCGAACAGCCGCUGCCGCCGGUCAAUGACAGCGUGAUCGUCGAGAAGGCCGGUUUCCGGGCCCGGCUCGCCGAGAUCCGAAAGCGCGGGUGGGAGUUCGCUGUCGAUGACGUGGCCGAAGGUCUUGCGGCACUGGCCGUGCCGGUGCUUGCCGAGGACGGUUCGAUCAUCUGUGCCCUGUCGAUGGCCGGACUGACACCGCAGAUGGUCAUCGGAGACCGGCCGGCUCACCUCGACAUGAUGCUCGAUGCCGCAAAACGCGUGCGUGCGGCGCUCGGCGUUCGCGAGCGGCCGGCCAGCGAGUAA
This is a messenger RNA of Effrenium voratum, 771 nucleotides long. Lineage: Eukaryota; Dinophyceae; Suessiales; Symbiodiniaceae. The record is from the annotation of a GenBank genome assembly.